AUGAGAGGGCACGAUUCGGAACUCUUCACGCCGCUAAUCGCAACCCCUUUGUUCCUCUCUCUACACACGCAUUCCCUUCCCUGUCCUACCCCUCCUUUCCCUUCCCUUCUCCUCUCAACCCGUCCCAUCCUUUCUCUUGCCGUCCCUUCCAGUUACUGCCUAUCACGCGACCAUGCCCUCCCCCUCACGCCUCCACCCCCCACCGCUCACGCGUGCAUCCCCUUCCGCGAGCAUGGGCGGAUGCAGUUCAGACCACGCAUGCAUCCCCUUCUGCUCACGCAUGCAUCUCCUUCUCCUCACGCAUCCAUCCCCUUCCCCUCACGCAUCCAUCCCCCACCUGGUGGGGAGCAAGUGGAGGGAGGAGAGGGACGUGGGGGUGGGGAAGGGGAGCAGACGAGGCAGCACCGACUGCCAGGCCCCUGUUUCUGCAAUCGCGCACCUGGUGGGGAGCAAAUGGAGGGAGGAGAGGGACUUGGGGGUGGGGAAGGGGAGCAGACAAGGCAGCGCCGACUGCCAGGCUAG
Messenger RNA from Closterium sp. NIES-65, 522 nucleotides. Lineage: Eukaryota; Viridiplantae; Streptophyta; Zygnematophyceae; Desmidiales; Closteriaceae. The record is from the annotation of a GenBank genome assembly.